Messenger RNA from Eublepharis macularius, 2908 nucleotides. It is a transcript of the gene SLITRK3, whose product is annotated as SLIT and NTRK like family member 3. Lineage: Eukaryota; Metazoa; Chordata; Lepidosauria; Squamata; Eublepharidae. Gene Ontology annotation, biological process: axonogenesis; regulation of presynapse assembly; positive regulation of synapse assembly. The transcript has a single exon. The record is from RefSeq and is a predicted model, not a curated record. Gene Ontology annotation, cellular component: GABA-ergic synapse; postsynaptic density membrane. Bases 1 to 2889 code for a protein of 962 amino acids. Gene Ontology annotation, molecular function: protein binding.
AUGAAGUCUCCAACGGCAAAUCCACCCCGUAAAAGAAGAAUGCUGUGGAUUAUUCUUCUAAGCACAAUUGCCGUAGCAUGGACUACUCCCAUUCCCUUGAUCGAGGACUCGGAGGAAAUUGAGGAACCUUGCUUUGAACCUUGUUACUGUGAAGUCAAAGAAAGCCUUUUUCAUAUACACUGCGACAGCAAGGGAUUUAUAAAUAUUAGUCAGAUAACGGAGUCCUGGUCAAGACCUUUCAAACUUUACCUGCAGAGAAACUCCAUGAGGAGAUUAUACACCAACAGUUUUCUCCACUUGAACAACGCUGUUUCGAUUAACCUUGGGAACAAUGCACUGCAAGACAUUCAGACGGGAGCCUUUAACGGGCUCAGAAUUCUGAAGAGGUUGUACCUGCAUGAGAAUAAAUUAGACAUUUUCAGAAACGAUACUUUCCUAGGAUUGGAAAGCCUGGAAUAUCUGCAGGCAGAUUACAACGUCAUUAAGCGGAUUGAAAGUGGGGCAUUCCGCAAUCUGAGCAAACUGCGGGUCCUGAUUUUAAAUGACAACCUUAUUCCCAUGCUUCCCACCAAUUUAUUUAAGUCUGUGUCCUUAACUCACCUGGACUUGCGUGGAAACAGAUUAAAAGUGCUUAGCUACCGGGGGAUGCUAGACCAUAUUGGCCGGAGCUUGAUGGAAAUCCAGUUGGAAGAGAACCCUUGGAACUGUACUUGUGAGAUUGUGCAGCUAAAGAGCUGGCUGGAGCGCAUCCCUUACACUGCCCUGGUGGGAGACAUAACUUGUGAGACCCCUUUCCAUUUCCAUGGUAAGGACUUGAGAGAAAUCAAAAGAAACAAACUCUGCCCUAUGCUAUCUGACUCAGAGCUGGUCAGCAUUGGUGUCCCUCAGUUGCCCUCAAGCAAGGAGAAUGCAUGGCCUACUAAACCUUCCUCCAUGCUGUCCUCCUUCCAUUUCACCGCUUCCUCUGUUGAAUACAAAACCUCCAUUAAGCAGCCCAGGCCCACAAAACAGCCCAGGGCACACAAGCCACCCCCUACACCUCGAGGCCUAUACCCUGCACCCAACCAACCUCCCAUUGCUGCUUACCAGACGAGGCCUCCAAUCCCUAUCAUUUGCCCGACCGGCUGCGCUUGCAGUUUGCACAUCAACGAUUUGGGCCUGACAGUCAACUGCAAGGAGAGAGGGUUCCACAACAUUUCUGAGCUCCUGCCCAGGCCUGUCAAUGCCAAGAAAUUGUACCUGAGUGGAAAUUUGAUACAGAAAAUUUACCGGUCUGAUUUCUGGAAUUUUUCUUCCUUGGAUCUCCUGCACCUUGGGAACAACCGCAUCUCCUAUGUGCAGGACGGGGCAUUUAUUAACCUGCCCAACCUGAACAGGCUGUAUCUGAAUGGCAAUGACAUUGAGCGACUGACCCCAGGCAUGUUCCGGGGGUUGCAAAGCUUGCAUUACCUGUACUUUGAGUACAACCAGAUCAGGGAGAUCCAACCUGCCGCCUUCAGUCUCAUGCCCAACUUGAACUUGCUCUUCCUCAAUGACAACCUCCUGAGGACCCUGCCGACUGAUGCCUUCGCGGGCACCUCCCUGUCCAGGCUCAACCUGAGGAACAACAAAUUCCAAUACUUGCCCGUCGCUGGUGUGCUGGAGCAUCUCAAUGCCAUUGUACAGAUUGACCUGAAGCUCAACCCCUGGGAUUGCACAUGCGACUUGGUGCCCCUCAAGCAGUGGAUCGACACCAUCAGCUCAGUCAUUGUGGUGGGAGAUGUUCUUUGUGCUAGCCCGGAGAACCUCACCAACAGAGAUAUCCGCUCUGUGGAGUUGGAUGUGCUGUGUCCAGAGCUGUUGCAUGCCGCCGCCUCACCAGCCCCACCGGCAUGGGGCCACCCAAGUCCCACCAGUCCCUCUCCCUAUGAGCUGCUCCCAGCAGGAGGAGGCCCCGUGCCACUCUCCGUGCUCAUCCUUACUCUACUGUUACUGUUCUUCUCUGCUGUCUUCAUUGCUGCGGGCCUUUUUGCCUUUGUCCUGCGCCGACGGCGCAAGAAGCUACCCUUCCGGAACAAGCAGCGGCAAGAGGCGCUUGACUUAACAGGCAUCCAAAUGCAGUGCCACCAUUUGUUUGAGGAGGGAGGUGGUGGAGGAGGUGGGGGAAUCAGUGCCUCUCCAGAGAAGGCACCUCCUGUGGGUCAUGUGUAUGACUACAUCCCGCACCCAGUGACCCAGAUGUGCAACAACCCCAUCUACAAGCCCCGAGAGGAGGACGAAGUGGUGGUGGGAGAACCCGGGAAACCUGGGGACAUCUUACUGGGAGGAGGCGGUGGAGGUGGUGGCUGCACUGGGGAACAGUUCUCCGAUCCUGCUAAGGAAAGUGGGAGCAGCAGUUGCUACAGGACUUUGUUGGAGAAGGAGAAGGAGUGGAGCCUGGCUGUGUCCAGCUCACAGCUCAACACCAUAGUGACCACCAACCAUCACCCGCACCCGCACCCUCCUGGAGGGGGAAUUGGCGGGGGGCUUCCUCUAAUGGGGGAGCUAGCACUGGUGCCGCCUGUCUUCCACCAUGAGAAGAAUGGUGGGGUGGUGCUAUUCCCCCCUAGCGGUGCCGUUCUAGACAGCAGGGAGAGGCCGCCCUUAGCCCCUCCAUGCACAGUGGGCUUUGUGGACUGCCUCUAUGGCACUGUGCCCAAAUUAAAGGAAUUGCACGUGCACCCCCCUGGCAUGCAAUACCCAGACCUGCAGCAGGACGCCAGGCUGAAAGAAACCCUUCUCUUCUCGGCUGGUAAGGGCUUCCCAGACCACCACCAAACCCCCCAAAGUGAAUACCUCGAGUUAAGGGCCAAACUCCAAACCAAGCCGGAUUACCUCGAAGUCCUGGAGAAGACCACUUAUAGGUUUUGAAAAAUGUCUAGCUUUUACA